Anopheles coustani is the source of this 1071-nucleotide messenger RNA. RefSeq lists its product as uncharacterized. NCBI's taxonomy places the organism in Eukaryota, Metazoa, Arthropoda, Insecta, Diptera, Culicidae. Gene Ontology annotation, cellular component: plasma membrane. Bases 1 to 1071 code for a protein of 356 amino acids. The transcript has 6 exons. Gene Ontology annotation, molecular function: olfactory receptor activity; odorant binding. The record is from RefSeq and is a predicted model, not a curated record. Gene Ontology annotation, biological process: detection of chemical stimulus involved in sensory perception of smell; sensory perception of smell.
AUGGCCACCGUAGAAAGCUAUCGUAAUCUUCUGAACUUGCUAACCAUAAGCUCAAAAAUUGUUGGAACAGAAAUUUGGACAGCUCCCGGUAGAUUUCGGCCCGCAUCUUAUUAUCUGUCCUUCCACGUGAUAGUGUAUUUUGUGAGCACCAUUUAUACCUUGGCUAAAAGUUUCAAGUUUAAGAGCUUCACUGAUUUGAUUGAGGAAGAAUUAUUAAAGCCUUUUGAAAACGGAAAUGCCGAGGAGGUGGCGGUGCUGGAAAGAACGGGUCAAAUUCUUUGGGUGAUUGGUCGCCUGAUGUUUAUUUGUUUCGGCUGCUCAGGAAUAUUUUUUGGAAUGUACACAGUUUACGAAUAUUACGUCAAUGGUGCGCUGCUUCCACUAUUUCUUUAUGAACUGCCGUACUAUGAUUGGAGCACAAAGGGAGGCUAUCUAACCAACAAGUUGUUUCAAGUGCACCUGUACGCCAUUGGUGUGUUUGGGGCGUCAUUUACGGAGUUUUUGUUUAUUAUGUAUGCAUUAUACGCAUCGGCUUAUGUCGAUAUAUGCCUUGUGCAUCUUCGGGAGUUACGAUAUCUGCUGAAUGAUGUUGAAUUUGUAGAAAAUAAUAAUGGAUCUGUGAUACGUCAAAAGUGGAUGGAGUGUAUCCAUAAUCAUCAGCAAGCCUUAAGAUUUCUAGACAGUGUCGAGGAUUUGUUUAAGCUCAUAUUUUUGAGUCAGGUAUGGAAUGGCGUAAUUUCUUUAUGCGUUGGUGUGCUGUUAAUCUUGUUGACUGAUUGGUAUGCAGCAUACUUUUUCGUAUUGAUUAUCUUUUUGGAUUUUACCUCUUACUUCUUGAUUGGACACUACGUUGAACUGAAGGUAGAUGACAUGUACGACACCAUCAACUCUGUUCCAUGGUACAACCUCCCGAUUAGCAAACAGAAAGAGUUCAUUUUUCUUCUUAGUCGUCAGCAACGUCCUAUGAUAAUGACGGUGUAUGGAUUUGCACCGCUAAACUUUGCAACCUACACAUAUAUUCUUAGAGUAUUAUAUCAGUAUUCCGUUAUGGUUAUGCAAUAUGUUGUUUAA